ACUCACUGGAGAUAACGGGCACCAACCGCGUGAUGUGAUCGCUUGGUUCGCUGCCCCUUUGGCGCUACUGGGCGGCGGUAUAGUUCUUGCUCUCUCACGGAUCCGCGCAACGUCCGCGCAUGAUGAAUUUCCUGGGGAAGCGGCGAGUGCGGUGUAUCCUCGAGCGGUGCCAAGUCUGCUGCUUCUCGCGGUAAGAAGCAGAGCGAGCACAUGUUUGAGGCGCAUAGGUCGAGGCAGUCGAGGUCGACCACUGGCUCCUGCAUUUUUUUCCGUCUGACGCUACUUCAACAUGAAUUAAAAUUAUUGUCUCUGUUCUUGCUGUAGCAGAUUCGCUGUUGGAUGCAACCAGCAACAUCAGCUGCAUGAGAAGUUCUAGUUCAGGCAUCAAAUCUUCCUCUGAUUGAGAGUUCAUCAUUAACAAAUCAGGCGACCGUUCUGGCCGUAGCAGCGUCGAUUUUUGGUGAAGCAGCAGUGCUGAUCGGGACUGUUGCAGCCUUUCUGUUUCCGAUCGGG
This is a messenger RNA of Amoebophrya sp. A120, 513 nucleotides long. The record is from the annotation of a GenBank genome assembly. NCBI's taxonomy places the organism in Eukaryota, Dinophyceae, Syndiniales, Amoebophryaceae.